This is a messenger RNA of Cyphomyrmex costatus, 300 nucleotides long. RefSeq names its product calcium-binding mitochondrial carrier protein Aralar2-like. Gene Ontology annotation, biological process: aspartate transmembrane transport; L-glutamate transmembrane transport; malate-aspartate shuttle. Gene Ontology annotation, molecular function: L-glutamate transmembrane transporter activity; L-aspartate transmembrane transporter activity. The annotation marks the transcript as partial. The record is from RefSeq and is a predicted model, not a curated record. Lineage: Eukaryota; Metazoa; Arthropoda; Insecta; Hymenoptera; Formicidae. The transcript has 3 exons.
AUGUACCGUGCGGUUGGUGCUACAGCUGUAUAUCCUAUCGACUUGGUGAAGACCAGAAUGCAGAAUCAGAGAACUGGAUCAUUUAUAGGCGAGCUGAUGUACAGAAAUAGCUUUGAUUGUUGUAAAAAGGUGAUCCGGCAUGAAGGUUUUUUUGGUCUUUAUCGAGGUUUAAUGCCUCAAUUAAUGGGUGUAGCUCCAGAAAAGGCUAUUAAACUCACAGUUAAUGAUUUUAUCAGAGAUAAGUUUAUGGACAAAAAUGGAAAUUUACCACUGUACGGAGAAAUUGUAUCUGGCGCCUGU